AUGGCCGAGAUUUUUAGCGCAAUGGAAGGAUUCAAUCGCUUUAUUAAAGAAUAUUCAGAUCCAAGGACGAAGGACUGGUUCCUCAGCGGAAAACUAGGUCAUCUCUCGCUAAUUCUAGUCACCUAUGUCUACUUUUGUACCAAAGCAGGGCCCAGGUACAUGAAAGACCGAAAACCCUACGAGCUCAAGAGAACCAUACAAGUAUACAAUUUCCUCCAAGUACUGAUCAGUGCUUACCUCUUUUACGAAGGUGUUGUCGGAGGAUGGACUGAUUACAACCUGGCUUGCCAGCCUGUCGUUACCGGAGAAAAAGGACUUCGCAUGGCUAGGGCUGUUUGGCUCUACUUCAUAUGCAAGCUAGUCGAAUUGCUGGACACAGUUUUCUUCGUUUUAAGAAAGAAAUUUAACCAAGUAUCCUAUCUACAUUUGUACCAUCACACCCUGAUGCCGGUAUGCGCUUGGAUAGGUGUUACAUUUUUACCAGGUGGUCAUGGAACGCUUUUAGGUGUAAUAAACUGUUUCAUUCACGUCAUAAUGUACACCUAUUAUUUCGUCUCAUCGUUGGGGCCGCAAUAUCAAAAGUACUUGUGGUGGAAAAGGCAUGUAACUGCACUUCAAAUGAUCCAAUUCUGCAUUGUAUUCUGGCACAACUUCCAAGUGAUCUUCAGGGAAUGCGACUACCCAAAGUUCCUGAACGUCCUCCUGACGACGCAAGCCGCCUAUUUCUUCUACCUUUUCGGGCGCUUCUACGUGAACAGCUACGUGAAGAACAAGAAUAAAUCGAAAUGCGCUGACCAAACGUCCGGCAAAUCCCACAACGGGAGCAUCCCGAACGGAAAGCACGCCGUACAAACGAACGGUUGUCAAAUGGGAAACGGAUUUUUGAAAAACGGGAACGGAUCGAUUCCAAACGGAAAACUAAAAGCUCAAUAA
Phyllotreta striolata is the source of this 933-nucleotide messenger RNA. NCBI's taxonomy places the organism in Eukaryota, Metazoa, Arthropoda, Insecta, Coleoptera, Chrysomelidae. The record is from the annotation of a GenBank genome assembly.